Bombina bombina (fire-bellied toad) is the source of this 2469-nucleotide messenger RNA. Its product is annotated as protocadherin gamma-B2-like. The record is from RefSeq and is a predicted model, not a curated record. Gene Ontology annotation, biological process: homophilic cell-cell adhesion. Gene Ontology annotation, molecular function: calcium ion binding. Gene Ontology annotation, cellular component: plasma membrane. The coding region runs from base 1 to 2469 and encodes 822 amino acids. Lineage: Eukaryota; Metazoa; Chordata; Amphibia; Anura; Bombinatoridae. The transcript has a single exon.
AUGGCUGUGAUUAAUACCAGACAAGCACAGACAUACAAUGGAAUCAGAUGGCAAGUAUUACUAUCUUUACUUUUUUCCUGCCUUUAUCAAUCAUCUUCUAGCCAGCUACAAUAUUCAAUUUUUGAAGAAAUGAAAAAAGACUCUGUUAUUGCAAAUAUUGCAAAAGAUAUUGGAUUAGAAAUAAAGGAGAUCUCAUUGAGAAAACCUCACAUUGUUUCACGUGUUUCAGAGAAAUAUUUUUAUGUUAAUUUGGAAAAUGGAAAUUUAUAUGUUAAAGACAGGAUAGAUAGAGAGGCACUGUGUGAAACAUCAGAGUCUUGCUUCUUAAUGUUUGAUGCUGUGAUUACAAAUCCCUUAAAUGUUUUCAGUGUAAAAAUUGAAAUUCAGGAUAUUAAUGAUAAUGCUCCAAAAUUUUUACAUGACACAAUCAUUUUAGAGAUAAUGGAAUCUACUUUACCAGGAGCAAAAUUUAUUUUACAAAAUGCUCAAGACCCAGAUAUUGGUAGAAAUUCUGUACAGACUUACAAGCUUAGUGAUAAUCAGCAUUUUAUUCUGAAUGUAAAAACAAGCAGUGAUGGCACUAAAUUUCCUGAACUUGUGUUAGAGAAACCUUUGGAUCAUGAGAUUCAAAACAUUCAUGAAUUAACAAUAACAGCUAUGGAUGGAGGAAAUCCAGUUCAGACUGGCACUGCAUUAAUCAAGAUACUUGUUCUUGAUAUUAAUGAUAAUAUUCCUGUAUUUACUCAAGAAGUAUAUAAAGUGAGCAUCAAUGAAAAUACUCCAAUCAACUCUACAGUACUUUGUGUAACAGCGGUUGACAGGGAUGAAGGGUCCAAUGGACAAAUCACAUAUUCCUUUAAUAAAAUUUCAGAAAAAGUUCUGCAUAUAUUUAGCAUUGAUCCAAUAAAUGGAAACAUUAAAAUUAAGAAAGACUUAGAUUUUGAAGUCACACAAAAAUAUGAAAUGUCUGUUCAAGCAAAGGAUGGAGGAGGCCUAGUUGCACAUUCUAAGAUUUUAAUAGAAAUAAUUGAUGUAAAUGACAAUGCACCUGAGCUAUCAGUUAGAUCAUUAUCUACGCCAAUACCAGAGGAUUCCCUGCCUGGCACUGUGGUAGCACUUAUUGAAGUUCAUGAUCAAGACUCAGGUGAAAAUGGUGAUGUUGACUGUCAUAUAAGAGAAUCAGUACCUUUUGAAUUAAUGCUGUCUUCAGGGAGGUACUACAAAAUAGUUACUACACAAGCUAUGGACAGAGAGAAAGAAUCAAGUUAUAUCAUCUAUAUUGUAGCUGCUGAUAGAGGAAAUCCUUCACUUUCUAAUAAGAUCAGUAUUAAGAUAGAUAUAUCAGAUGUUAAUGAUAAUCCACCGGUAUUUAAAAAAUCAUCAUAUGAUCUCUAUAUACCAGAAAAUAACUUGCCUGGAGCUUCAAUAUAUAGAAUGCAUGCUUCAGAUCCUGAUGCUGGGGAGAAUUCUAAAAUUGUAUAUUCCAUAUCUAGUAAAAAUACAGAAGACAUUUCUAUGAGCUCUUAUUUUUCUAUCAAUCUAGAGACAGGAGAUCUCUAUGCUCAGCAAUCAUUUGAUUAUGAGCAGCACAAGGAUUUUCAAAUCCAAAUAGUGGCUAGAGACAAUGGAUCUCCAUUUUUAAGUAACAAUGCAACAUUAUUUAUCCACAUAGUGGAUCAGAAUGAUAAUGCACCAAAAAUUUUGUAUCCUUCAUCAGAAAGUGGUGGAUCAGCUGUAUUUGAAAUGGUCCCUCUUAUAUCACCACAAAGUUCCUUGGUUUCUAAAGUGGUAGCUGUAGAUGAAGACUCAGGUCACAAUGCUUGGCUAUCUUAUCAUUUUAUUCAAAUGUCAGAACCAUCUCACUUUACUAUUGACCAGCACACAGGUGAAAUCAGGACAUCACGUGUUUUUCAAGAAAAGGAUGUUUUAAAGGAAAAAAUUGUGGUUAUGGUUAGGGACAAUGGAAGCCCAUCUCAAUCAGCAACAGUUACUUUAAAUCUGGUUGUUACUGAUAAUUUUCAACAAGUUAUUCCCAAACUCAGUAAUCAACUCAUAAAUAAUAAAGAUCCACAAACUAACCUGCAAAUAUACUUAGUAAUAGCUCUGGCUUUGAUUUCCUUUUUAUUUUUAUUAACAGUUAUGUUAGUCAUGAUAUCAAAGUGUAAGGAAUCAAAGCCUUCCACAUCCUUUGGAUCUUUUAGUAAAGACUUAUAUUCUCAAGUGGAUCCCAGAAUGCUUUCCAAAUAUAACAACGGGACAUUGACUCUACCAUAUUCCUAUAAUGUCUGUGUGGCUUUAGAUACUAGUGAAAACGACUUUAGAUUUGUGAAGCCAGACCAAAAUGUUACAAUAGACAAUCUUAUUGAUACUGAAGAUUCAGGGCUUGGAAACGAGAAUAUAAAAGAAAUUGUUCUUCCUAACAGUAAUGAGCAGGUGAGUUGUUUACAUUCUAGUAUAUUAAGUUACUAA